GUAUGCGUCCUAGAUUCUUUCUGGACCCGUUUGCACGCCGUCCUUUCCCGGCGGGCUCUGCGCGGCUGCUUCCGGAAGUGGUCUUUGCCUUUUUGGAAGCGAGACGUUUGUUCUGACUUUGUGGGAGCUGGGACCCCGAAGGGUAGCGGGGAUGGCCGACAGUCAGGACAUGUUCGACGCCAUCGUGAUGGCGGAUGAGAGGUUCCAUGGGGAAGGGUACCAGGAAGGCUAUGAAGAAGGCAGUAGUUUGGGUAUGAUUGAAGGAAGACAAUAUGGUACCUUACAUGGAGCCAAAAUUGGAUCUGAGAUCGGGUGCUAUCAAGGUUUUGCUCUCGUGUGGAAGUGCCUCCUACGCAGUUGUGCCAGUGAGAAAGACAGCAGGAAGAUGAAGGUCUUGGAAUCAUUGAUUGGAAUGAUUCAGAAGUUCCCCUAUGAUGACCCUACUUACAAUAAACUCCAUGAAGAUUUGGACAAAAUUAGAGGGAAAUUUAAACAGGCGACUUUCCCAGGUAUGGAUCAUAGUGAUGGCAAGCUGACUGACCAACUGAGCAAGGACGGUACCUCAAGUCGUGAGCUCACAUUCCUGCAGGUGAUUCCCGUCGUACAGUUGUAGAAACUGAAGCUCAGGGAGGCCAAGCUGCAUAGCCUGGAUGUUACAGAGCUGAGGUCCAAGCUUAAUGUCUUUUGCUGGGAAAUAUUUGAUUAAUGUAUGCAUAUAUGGGUAUGUGAUCUUCCUUUUUAAACAGGUGGUCACCCUCAGACAUCCACUGCUGGCUGGGUGGCUGUCCUACUCCAAGCCAGGGGGCCGAGACAGCACUGACCACAGGGCUUGUGGCUUGAAGCCUAGGACACAGGGUCACUUGGCAAAACCAGGCCUAGAUGUACACCAGCCCUUGGGGGGAAAUGGUCACGUGGAGGGUAUGGGUCCUCCCAGGCCUGAUGCAUACGUCCCAGGGCAGGAGUGCUUAGCUCUUGACCUCAGGCCUGGCAGGGUUACACACCAGCUGUAUGAUUUCAGGUCUAUUACUACACUACCCUGAGCCUCAGUUUACCCACCUCCCCUAAUCCCAAACUCAAAUCUGCUGCCUAUUUUUGUAAAUCAAGAUUUACUGGCACACAGUACAUUCGUUUGUUUACCAAGAUGCCUGGCUGUUAUGGUACAAGGCUUGGCAGAGUUGACCAGUGCAAUGGACGGUAUGGCCACAAAACCUCACAUCUCUGUCUGGCUUUUAACAGUCUGAUAACCUUGGGGUCCCUGUACUCACCUUAUACCUGGAGGGUAGGGCCAGAUCUGUAACUCUCACAGCGUGUCUGGCUGUCCCCUCCACUUCCCCAGCACUCAAGGUUGUUUUGGGAGCCAGGGAGAAACUGCUUAGUUUUCAGCUGGACAGUGGUACACAGUGCAUGCUGUGACCUCUGGUCUGGGAUCACAAGGGGAGGACAUGCCCAGACAAUCAACCUGGAAGGCCUGGGUCUGGAACCGGGGUGAUCUGGAGGUCCCCCAUCCCCCGCAGGCUCUACAGUGGUGGCAGUGGACAGGCUGUCUCCAUUGCUGCUAGGUAAAAAUCAAAAGGAUUAAUGGAUGCCGCAGCCGUGGAUAGGCCCAGAGCCCACCGCAGCCCUUUUUGCAGAUCCUCCACAUUCUUUCUUCCCUGUCCUCCCCAUGUGCCCUGGGAGUGGUGGUGACAAUGCCCCCGGAUGUGGGCCCCAAGGCCAGCAGCCCUGGACCUGCCCGCCCACCCGUCCACAGGCUAUUGUCUGCUCUAGGCCUGCGGUGUGUGGCGCUGGGCUGGUGGGGCCCUGGCAGGCAGGGGACUGUGGGAACGGAUUAGAGGUCCUGGGCUUUCUUUCCCUCUCUGCAUAAACUCUUGAUCAAAGGCAUUCCUGGGAUGACAGAGCUCUGUGAGAGGCAGGCCAGGGGUAGGUCCAUCAUGCAGUCCAGCAUGCUGGGAAGGAUGCACACCCCACCCCACACUGCCAUUGCCACCGCUGCCCUCCCACAGGGCCAGUUCCUGGCACCAGUCUCUUGAGGACCCGUGGCAGUGCAGUGGCAAAAGGCAGAAACUGCCAUGUCCUGUGUCCUGUAGAACACAGAGGCCAAGCCCAGAGGCUGUGGGGCCUGGGCUCUGGUUCUGCCUCCUGCGUGGAGGGUCAUAGUGCAGGUGGGUGGUCUGUGGCAGUACAGAGGCCCCUUCCUCUGGAAGCCUACAGGCCCUGCCAUUUUUCCUCCCAGAAUUGAGGGCACACGUCCACCCAGCCUGGCCAGCCUUGCACCCCACUUCUCAUCGCAGCAGCUGGGGUUGCCCCCGGGUCCCUUGGAGACCCCCGCCCUCCCACUGUUGAGUCAACUGACGGUGCCUGAGACUCUGCAUGGGGCUGGCCUGGGGACCCUAUCGCCUUCGACUCAGCUGCAGGGUGCAGAAGAGGUCUGAGGGGUCCCCAAGACUUCUAUCUUCCCUCAAGGGAAGAGCAGGAAGAUGCCAGGCCACCUGUGGAGGCGUAGGGGUACAAAGUCAUCACGGAAGCUGUUUUUCUGCCUGUGAGGGGUAAUAAGAAAGGAAGGCCAGGUUGGGACCAGGCGACAAGACAGAGCCUGAAGCAGCCUGUGUGUCACCAGCCUGGGCAGAACCGAGGUUCAGGGGGUUGAAAGCAAAGGGAUGGGCUGAGGGAGCGGGCCCAGCAGGUGUGGACAGAGGGCUAGAGGCUGGUCAGGGGGGCAGGCAGGGGCCCCACUGAGCACGUGGGACACGAGGGAGCUUCUGGGAAAGAGCAGUGGGGUGUGGACUGCUCAAAGGCUUGGUCCCUGGAGCUCCUCAGUUUUCACUGUCAUCCUGUCAACAGAACAGCCAGACAGCCCCCAAAGGGAGCCGCCAUCAUGACCUCCAGGGUCAGGGCUCCUGAGAUGUUUUCUGAGUUUGAGGGGCCAUAACCCAGGUCUCGCUAGCCAGCCAAGGAGAGCACUGGAGGCCGAUCAUCAACAGGGCUCAGCUGCCAAUGUGGAGUGCAGGGGGGCAGAUGCACUCUGAACCUUUCUGUGGGAAUGGAGGUGAAGCUCAUACCAUCCAUCCCUCCAGGCUUCUGCCUGCCUCCCCUUCUGUGGCUGGACCCCAAGGUUGUCUGCCCAGUCACCCUGGCCUUCCUCUCCUGGUCCAUGCAUUGCUCCUCCCAACGCUGUCACACCUAUCAGCCUACAAACAUCUCCCUCCUCAAAACAAUGAACAAGCCCCAUACCCCACGCAUGAGUUCUGCCCACUUGCUCCUCCCCCACACAGCAAAAUGAUCCUGCUGCUCUGUCACCACCCCACUGCCACCCUGCCAUUACAUUGCCAUUCCACCUGGCCCGAAACAGAGGCCCCAUGCCCCACGCCCUCCUUGCAAUCAUCUUGUGGGCUGAGGUUGGGGGUGUGGAUUCCCGGGUCCCCAGCCAACAAAGACCGGCUCUUGCAUGGAGCUGGGCAACUGAGGUGUGCAUGGAUGGACCGAGUCCUUAGUUACUUGACUAAGGAGCAGGCUGGGCCCUUGGAAACUACCUGAGUGGCCACUGGCUGCCUCCUCAGGUUCAGGGUCCCAGGAGCUCUUGCUAUGAGACUACCUGUCAGCUUUUUGCAGCUCCCUGCAGGCUUCCAGACCCAGAGACACAGCAGUGACCAUGGAGGCCCAGUGUGCCCCUUUCCCUUCCUCCCAGAGUGCAGGUGCCUGUGGAGAACCAACUUGGCCAAGCACAGGCCCCUAGGAUCGCCCUGCAGAAGAGCACAGGCACACAGGUGCUGCAUAAAGGCCUUGGUGGCCGACACAGUGGCAAUCCUCUGUUCUUGGCUUAAAAACUAGGCAGCUGCCUUAGGUGAGGACAACUGGCCUGAAGCCCUGCAGGUGAGGGCCGCAGAGUCCAGGAAGGCCCACGCACCCAGGGACCUGUACAAAAGACUGCCCAGGACCACAGCCCCAAAGCUGCGCUUUGCUCUGCGAUCUUGGCUGUGCUUAAGGCCUAUGAUUCACCCAGAGCAAACAGCAGUGUGCGCCAGAAGAGGGGGAACAAAUGCUGGCUUUAUUUAUUUUUCUAUCUACAAAUAACCGGGAGGGCAAAUGGGCCACACGAGGGCCGGGAGAUGCUUCUGAUCAAGGGACACCGCUCCCGUCCCCUGACGCCAGAAGCUGUUUACGCAUCAGAGGUGCCACCUGCCAAUUCUCUUGAACCCUCCUCCCCCAGGAUCAUCUGGCAAUGUCAGGAAACACUCUUGGUUGUCACCCGGGGGUGCUGUCCUCUAGUGGCUGUCAGGAUGACCCAGCCCCCUAGGACAGCCCUGUACACCCAGUGAACCCGGCCUGGCCCGCCCUGCCAGAUCCGGGCCUCUCCCCAGCCUCCUGCCAGCCCAGAAAACCCAGGCAAGGACCACACUGGGGCUUUUACCAAUUUUAUUUCUAGACUUUUUCACGUUUGUCUUUUGUUUUCUGCUGGAAACGUGCCGGUUACAUGUCUGUGCUGGGAAGCGCCGCGGUGUGUCAACCAAAGCACAGACCCAAACUGCCCGUCGACCAGAGACCCUCACAGACUUUCGCAUCACAGGACAGACUCUGCUGUGCUCCGUGGACCUGCCACUAGCCUUUGGCCUUUUGGCACACACAGUAUUGAAGACAUCUGCCCUCACGCACCACCGUGGACACACCGUCCCUCAAGGACCCUGCUUGGUUCAGACAUAGAGACGUCGCAGCCAGGAUGGUUGAGGUAAAGCAGAAGCAGUGAUCCGGAGGGGCGGAGGGAUGGCCCUGCACCUGCCAAUGGCCUCCGGCACAGACCCACCCCUCGGGGGCACAAAUCCUUUUGGUUCGGCAGCUUGCUAGGGGGCUCUUGGGCACACAGCAUUGUGAGCUGGCUCCACUGAGAUUUGGAGUCUCUUUUAAAUUAGCAUCAUGCCAUAAUUAACAAAACAACAACAGACAGAACACUAGUACAAUAACAACAGAUUAACACACCCAAAACUUGAACAAAUUCCAGAAGCAAUUUCAAUCAUCCCGAAUGACAAGAGUCCUACGGGCCCAGCACCACAGUGGCACGUAAGACAGACUGGUUAUAAUAACAAUAACAAUAACAAUAACAAUAAUAAUAAUAAUAAUGAUGCAAUGUUCAUAACUACACAUACAGAAUGAUACAGCUGUCAAAACUACUACGAUGGUACAUCCCAGAUAGGUGAACAGCCUCACACGACAGGCGCCAAGGAAAGACCCCCGUGAGAGUCUCGUGGACCAGGCCAUGGCCGGUUCCCACCAGGCCCAAUCUUGGUAUCUUGUCCGUGUGUCUGUCCACCGAGGCAGACAGAGCCCAACCAUCGGGUCUGCACAUGGAUGGCUAAGUGAAGCAUGAGGUAUUGUGAACAGGGACCUUUUUGGAAUAGAGCAGUAAUCACAUUAAGUCAAAACUGAUCACAUAAAAAAAAAAAAAACUACAAAACAAGGGAAUCUGGAAUACAAUUUUCUACGAGGAAAUUAAAACAGGAACAUGGCAGUAUAUGACAUUGUAAAACAACAAAAAGUCUGAUCCUCCAAUAGCAGCAAAACAAUGUGAAAGAGAUACAGAGAAGCGAUGUGUUUGUUUCUGAACCGUGCCGGGAAGUCAUCGGUAGCAGCGCAUUAAGAAACGGAGCUGCAGCCUCUCCCUCACGCGGUCACUGCCCCGUCCCCUCUUCCCGUCCACACUUCCUCCCUCCCGUCCUCUCUCCAGCCUCAGCCUCACGCUCUCGCCACCUCCCUUCAACAAUUCCUAAAUAAAAAGCUACAGAGCCAAGAUGUGCAAAUUGUCUACCUGUUACUAACUUUUUUUUUUAAAGGAUCGGGCAGGGGAUAAGAGUGCAUUGGAAUUGAACUCAUUCAAGUACCCUAACUUUCCUGGAUGAUUCGCAGAUCAGACCACUUUGGAAAAUGCCAAGUAGGCCGAAUCUGUGUCUUGCGUGGUUUAUCUUGAGAUUUUCCCCCUUGCCUACAAAGGGACCAAUCUUCCGUAAACUGUAUUAAGCCUGUGACACCAAAGGCAGAAAUGUUUGUGUGUUUAAAUCAAGGGGAGAUUGCAUUACUUUAUAAAUCAUACUGGCCUCAUGAGCACCCUCUGCAAUAAAUACUUUUUAGCCUUAACUAUAAAUUAUAUAUUUUAGUGUUUAAAAACCUUCCAUCAUGAAACAUCUAAAAGUAACCCUUAAACUACUUGCUCUCUAGGUAAACCUUUGAGGUCCCUAAUUUCAAACACCAGCUGGCACCAAAGGAUUCCUAUGAACUUCAAUUUCUCUACAGGACAGGAACUUCUCUAUCAUCCUGGCAAUGUUGAGAAUGUGGAUCUGUUUCUUCUUGACUGGAACAAAACCUUCAGAAAACAUCCCCCUCUCGCUAACCCCGCAGUGACAUGCACUUGCUUAGCAAUCCUGUUUGCAUACAAGUACGUGAAUAUUCCUGGACCAUUCCAUUAAAAAAUCAACCCCCCCUCCCCACAUGCACAACAUCAACAGCGAUAUUGCCUCUAACUACUGGACCCAAAGUGCUCUGAAAUGGAAUGGUUUCAGAAUACGGAGAAGAAAAACCAAAACGACAACAACAGAAAAGAGAAAAGUAGCUGUGAAUGUAACCUGGUUGUGAGCAGGCUGCAGGGCACUGGGUGAAAAAAACCAGCAUCUCAUAAACAGGUAACUACAAAAAUAGGAAGAUUAUAAAAAUAGAAUAUAUUAUGUCACUAUUUCGUUUUCUCUCUACAGUAGCAUGUCGCAGGAAGGGGACAGCUGGCUUUUCCCACUACCUUGAGACUGGCUGGUACCUGGCACACCUGGCCUCUGAUGAGCACAAAAGGAUGCCACAGUCUGCUACGCUGACCGAGAGAUUGCAUGAACCAUCCUUAAGGUGAAGAGGUUAUAUAUCUACCUAGCUACAAGAUAAAUGAACAUACAUGUGACUUAUCAAGUGACUACACAGCCCAACAAGCAGGGACAGGAACGCCCAGAACCACACUGAGAUGCGCAUCCUGGGAGUGCACAAGAAUACAUGUUUCUAACUAAAACCCUCUUCUACUUUAAAAAUGGUUUGUUGGGAUUUUUCUCUUUUAAAAUGUUUUUAUGCCUUUUUUUUUUUUUUUCAAACACAUGAGGAAUCAAAUCUAGUCCUCCCUGGAGACUUCUUGUGUGUUAAUAUCUAUUUCUUAC
This is a messenger RNA of Fukomys damarensis (Damara mole-rat), 7175 nucleotides long. It is a transcript of the gene Lto1, whose product is annotated as LTO1 maturation factor of ABCE1. The transcript is spliced from 5 exons. The coding region runs from base 152 to 613 and encodes 153 amino acids. Lineage: Eukaryota; Metazoa; Chordata; Mammalia; Rodentia; Bathyergidae. The record is from RefSeq and is a predicted model, not a curated record.